AUGCCAGAUGGAGAUAAAGAUGGCGGCUGCGAUUCGAAAGAGGAGAAAAUCUUUCAGCCUUCCCAACGAUUCUCGGAUUUCGGAAUAUAUUUAAAGAUUCAAGUCGAGGUUGUACUCCAGCGAAAGACACCAAUCAAGAUCAAGAUGAAAGUAUCGACCUUGUUCAUUGCGGCUUCAUUGCUCGUGUCUGCAUGGGCGCAAGAGGGAGACGACCCGUCAACAACAAGUACCACUGAGGAGCCAACUUCGACGACCGACGCGCCGGAGUCUGCGGUCACCCUACCUCCAGAGACAUGCUCAAGCGCUGGGUUUGAACAUUGUUACCAUAUUAUCACAAUCUUGACGCCGACAGUCUAUGUUAUUUUGACGGCGGAUGACCCAGCCACUAUCGCUGAUGCUGAGCCAAUUACAUCUGGUGAUCCAAUCCUCACACAAACAGACAAUAUUGCUAGUUCUGGCCAAAGCAUCGAAGUACCCACUACUGCGCUUGUCGAAAUCCGAUAUAGCAGUUCGACAGGGACAACUUGCGUCGAUGCCCUCACAACUAUCUCUGUCCUUGCCGAUGAUGGCGACUCCGAGUGUCCUAUGGCUACCGCUCCGUUUUUCAGCGCUCCUGACCAAGUCACCAAAACCCGUGUGAUUAGAAAGGUUCGAGAGGACGACACACAGGGUAAAGGGACCGAAACAGGUGGUGGCGGCGGCGGAGAGACCAGCCCGACACCAGCACCAGGAAGCACAACAGAUGGAAACUUUGCUGCCGUCACCACCACCGAUCCGGCGCCCGAGCCUACUGGUGGUGAUACACCCACGGAGCCCUCUCAGACAGAUAAUGGUGCUGCCCCAACAGAUGAUGGUACUCCAACGACCGAGGAUAAUCCUCAGCCGACUGAAGGACCUACUGAAGAACCAGUCGAAGAACCAACCGGUACGAGUCUAACUUCUACUGAAGAAACCCCCCAGGAAACUGAGAAUACAACUGGUACGACAACUACUUCUGCCCCCGAAGUUCCCACUACUAUUGCCGUUCCCAGUAGCAGCAGCAGUACCAGUGCGAGCGAAGAAACACCUUCCUCUGACUCUACGCUCCCCAUCACAGAUUCCUCUAUCCCUCCAUCUAUAGAUUCCACCUCUACACCCACAGAAGACCCAUCUACAUCUAUACCUACAUCAACAGAUUCUAACGAUACCCCGACGGACAACCCGACCACUCAAACGAGUGGCUCGGAGUCCUCGAGACGUGCACCUACAGGAUUAAAUGAGUCUGGAAAGCCAGAAGUUUCAACCGCAUUUACUACAAUUGCUGAGACCAGUGAUGGAAUGACCAAGUUCUUAACAAGCGCGGUGGCAACGAUGACAAGAUCGGCACCUACUCCAACCACCUCUGACGGUGGUUCAGGUGCUGGACCAAACUUCCUUGUUAAAGCUCAAGUCUUGUUUGGUGCCGUCGGGCUGGCUGCUGUUGUUGGUCUGUAG
Molecule: messenger RNA, 1473 nt
Organism: Orbilia oligospora ATCC 24927
Lineage: Eukaryota; Fungi; Ascomycota; Orbiliomycetes; Orbiliales; Orbiliaceae
Exons: 2
Coding region: 1-1473 (490 amino acids)
Source: RefSeq, a predicted model, not a curated record